GAAGGCAGCAGCAGGGUGUUGUUUCCAUUCCCGCCAGCAGAGCGCGUACCUGCGCCUCGUACAGAAAGUGGGGAUGCCUCCCAGCAGAGCACAAACCCACUCCCCGUUUUUUGUCGUGAAACUGUGAGAAGGAAAUUUUUUUUGUUUUGCUUCUUUUUCAAACAUUGUCGGAAAGCCCCAUGCACUGCGAGCUUUCUGCACCGCCUCCGCUGCUCGCAGGACUCUCCCAGGAUGCUGUCGAACAAGCCUCACAUGGCGCACAGAGUGGCAGGCUGCUUGGUCUUCCUCUCCCUCUGUGAAGCUUGUUGUUUCGGAGCGGAGAGCACCAUGAGCUUCGAUAUCAACUUUGCUGCUGGCAGCUCAGGAAAAGGCUCACAGAGCCAUGAUGAUAUGCAUGUCAUCCACAACAAUCAACUGGACCUGCGGGAGAUAGUGUUCGUCAUCCAGAGUCAAAGCAACUCCUUCCAUGUGAGGCAGGCAGAAAGACGGAGAGAAGACUUACUGAAGCAGGCAUACAGUCACGCAGAGAAACCACCGGUGGUUUUGCUCUCUCACACGUUAUCGGAUAACGAUGGAGAUUGGAGUAUCCUUCCUCUGCUGCCUUACUUAUCAUACUCCUUCGGGAAAAACUCAUCUUGGAUUGUAUUUCUCGAGGAGGAAACCAAUGUGAAGACGUCUAAGCUGGUUCAAGUCCUUGCAAAAUUUGACAAGAAUAAAGAGUGGUUUCUUGGUAAGCCCCUCCAUGACGAGGAGUCAACCAUCAUUCAUCAUUACGCGUUUGCAGAGAAUCCCUCCAUCUUUAAAUAUCCAGACUUUUCUGCUGCUUGGGCCGUAAGCACCCCCCUUGUUGUGCGGCUUGCAAACAAAGUGAGAGAUGAGCCGCUGAAAUCUGACUUCACCAUUGACCUGAAACAUGAGGUUGCUUUGUAUAUCUGGGACAAUGGUAACGGUCCUCAUCUCACUGCUGUCCCUGAGCUGUGCACUGAGCCGGAGGACUCCCCUCAGACCCUCCACUGUGCCACCACUCUGAGCACCGAGCCUCCUCUGUGUGGGGAGCCUGUAAAUAAAGAAGAUAUAUUUGUCGCUGUGAAAACCUGUAGGAAGUUUCACACUGAAAGAGUUCCAGUGAUAAAGAAGACUUGGGAAAAGGAUGCCUUCUUUUUAGAGUACCACAGUGACCAUGCUGACCCUUCAAUACCAACCAUUAAUUUAGGAGUUCCAAAUACUGAAAGAGGCCACUGCGGGAAAACUUUUGCAAUCCUUCAAAGAUUUCUAAGCGGCGCUGUCCCUGACACCAAGUGGCUCCUUGUCGUGGAUGAUGACACACUUAUCAGCCUCUCCCGACUACAAGACUUGCUGAGCUGUUACAACCCCUCCGAACCAGUGUGUCUAGGGGAGAGGUACGGCUACGGACUGAGUCAAGGCGGCUACAGCUACAUCACGGGAGGUGGAGGCAUGGUGUUCAGCAGGGAGGCCGUGGUCCGGCUUCUUGACAGCGGCUGCAAGUGCUACAGCAAUGACGCGCCGGAUGACAUGGUGCUGGGAAUGUGCCUCAAUGCCCUGGGACUUCCUGUCACACACAGUCCACUCUUCCACCAGGCACGCCCAGAGGACUAUGCCAGAGACUUCUUAGCACACCAGGUGCCCAUCUCUUUCCAUAAACACUGGAACAUCGACCCCAUUGCUGUUUACGACAAAUGGCUUAAGGAUGACUUGAGGGCAAAAGCUUCGGAUGGACUAAGUGAGAACGCUAAGACGGAGUUAUAAUCAUUUUAAGCACACAACUUGCCUGAAUGAGUGUGUAUGUUUGAAGUGUGAGUGUGUGUAUUAUGGAGUCAUGGAACUGAAACAUUGUCCUUCACAGAUGUAAAUGUUUUUGUAUUGUUGAUGUUGAACUGUUGUUAAGAGGGACCGUGCGAGUGUGUGUCCAUGACCUAAUCUGUGAAUCUGUCUUCAUGGCUGAGAUGCAUGUUGAGAUCACUGUUAUUUUGGGAAUAUGGAUAUAAUAUGUGUAUAUUUAUAUCAUAAUGAAUAAUCUGAACCCCACUGAGGAGAAUCUGCUUCUCUGGGAGAUAUUGUAUCCUUAAAGGGGGGUCACUAAUGCUGUACAACGUGCUCUAUUUUGGCAUUAAAGCAUAGAAUUAUAAAUA
Molecule: messenger RNA, 2150 nt
Organism: Anoplopoma fimbria (sablefish)
Lineage: Eukaryota; Metazoa; Chordata; Actinopteri; Perciformes; Anoplopomatidae
Gene: b3glcta
Product: beta 3-glucosyltransferase a
Exons: 16
Coding region: 232-1767 (511 amino acids)
Cellular component (GO): membrane
Molecular function (GO): acetylglucosaminyltransferase activity
Source: RefSeq, a predicted model, not a curated record